This is a messenger RNA of Cololabis saira (Pacific saury), 660 nucleotides long. RefSeq lists its product as uncharacterized. The coding region runs from base 1 to 660 and encodes 219 amino acids. The transcript is spliced from 5 exons. The record is from RefSeq and is a predicted model, not a curated record. NCBI's taxonomy places the organism in Eukaryota, Metazoa, Chordata, Actinopteri, Beloniformes, Belonidae.
AUGAUGAUGCUGCUGCCGCUGCUCUGCCUGACAUCUCCGCGCCGUGGCCAGCUGUCACCCCCGGCAUUGGUCCGCCGAGCAGACACACGUAGCCGCGUCACCCGCCCCCCUCCACCGUCCUCCCCUCCACCCUCCACCGUCCUCCCCUCCACCGUCCUCCGGCUCCGGCAUACUGUUGAGCCGGCGAGCGGCGGGACAGCAGCCCAGGCAGCUCCACCACGCUGCCGCUGCAGCCGCCACCCGGUCUCCCCCGGUCCCCCCCGGUCCCACCGGUCCCAACCGGCUCGGCCCGGACGGACGUCUCCACCGACGCUCAGAGCGACCGUGUCUGAGUCCCCCACCGUGUGCAGCAGCACCAUGGCAGCUAUGGGACCCGAGGGCAGCGCUGGGACGGAGCGAGGCGAGACGGGACGGCAGGACCACGUCCCCGUGACGACGCACAUGCACAACGGCGAGGGCCCUGACCCGCGGCAGACUGUGGUGCACCGGCGGAGCUGCGUCCAGGCCGACAUCGGGCAUCGUAAGAGCAAGACGUCGGGCCGGGGCCCCCCGGCCGCCCCCCUGCAAGCGGCGGGGGCCCGGGCCGGGCGCACCUGGGCGGCGCGCCGGCCGCCGGAGAGACUCCGUACAGGUGAGCAGGGCUGCAGAGGUACCGGCUGA